CAUCCUGGCAGUGUAGCAGUCCUGUCGUCUAGUAACAACAAUCUGCGCGCAAAAUGGCGAGCUCUACUGGAAGAAGUCGUUGGGACGAUAAAGGAAGCGCUAGUUUAGGCGGUGGCACUACUGCGGUAGCGUCAGGCCGCCAGAGUGACGAUGAGGAGCGGGAGUCUGCAAGCCCCGUCGACUCGGAGAAGCGAAAGCUUGGCGAUGAAGAAGGCGGCGACGAUGCAGCCAAGAAGCCAAAGAUUACCAUGGGGUUCUCCCGGACAUUCAGCAGCGCCAAGGCAACCGAAGAGAAGAAGCCGGGACCCGCACCGAUUUCCAUCAAGUUUGGGGGACCGAAAUCCAAAGAGCAGAAAGCACCAAUGAAGAAGAGUUCAAGCUUAUCCGUUGCCGAGGCCUUCAACCAAAGCAGUGAUGAAGAAGAGGAGAUGCCGCCUGAGGCAAAAAUGCGCAUGCGCAACAUUGGCAGGGACACCCCUACGUCUGCUGGCCCCAACUCGUUUGGCAAGACUCGCAAGGGAUUUUGUGAUGUAAAGAAAGUUUUCGAGAGAGACCUGAAAAGCAAAAUGAAUGAAGUAGCAGAUUAAAGGAAGCUUUUUACAUACACUCAACAAGUGAGCUAGGGAAUCACUUUGUUGCCGGCUUGCAUUUGUUGAGAUUAAUUGGUAUUGUCUGCUUCAUUGUUUGGCCAUCAUGCCUCAUCUAGAUGGCAUGACCAUUGUAAAAAAAUAAAAGCAUGUAAAAGUCAGGACCAGGAAAAAAAAAAAGAAUGCUCACAUCCCAUUCAUUGGAAUGGUAGUAGCGUUACCCUAGAAAGCACUGCAAUAUAUUUUGUAAUUUUCUGCUUUUGGUCUGUAAAUAAACAUAUCAAAAUCUCCGAA
Messenger RNA from Dermacentor andersoni, 881 nucleotides. RefSeq names its product PEST proteolytic signal-containing nuclear protein-like. The record is from RefSeq and is a predicted model, not a curated record. Gene Ontology annotation, biological process: protein ubiquitination; proteasome-mediated ubiquitin-dependent protein catabolic process. Gene Ontology annotation, cellular component: nucleus. Lineage: Eukaryota; Metazoa; Arthropoda; Arachnida; Ixodida; Ixodidae.